Messenger RNA from Symbiodinium sp. CCMP2592, 2514 nucleotides. NCBI's taxonomy places the organism in Eukaryota, Dinophyceae, Suessiales, Symbiodiniaceae. The record is from the annotation of a GenBank genome assembly.
AUGGCCGCCAGAGCCGACUCGAACAAAAGCUCAGAGAAGAAGGUCACCAUCUCGAAGAAAGCUCUGAACUGGGUGCUUCCUGAGGACAAUGAAGCCAGCGACCACACUCUUGCGGAGAGGAGAAGCGCUGAAAUUGCAGAUCAAGUCGCCUCUGCCGUCUCUGGGCAGAUCCUAGAGGUGCUCCAGGGAACGAUGAGAGAAGCAACAGCUUCCGCUCUACAGCAGGUUUGCACGGCCACAGCGAGAGUCUGUCGCUUGCUAGACCGGCUCGAGCAUGUGGUGUCCCCAAGAGACGAGCAGUUCUCAUGGGAGCCUCUUCCGCAGAGAACCAACACAGCCCGUCCGAAGUCCAAGAAGGCAUCCGUGACGAUACACACCGUUCACGCGAUCGACGGGACAUUUGCAGCCCACCCCGGUGUUAGUCUGCCUGUGCCGAUGUUCCCCCUGCCGGCCAAGAAACGAGCAGUGAACCAGGGCACCGUGGACUCGAAGAUAUCCUGGGAAUCCGUGGCCCGGAGCGUUCGAGGAGACGAGCCCGUCGCGAAAACAAGUGGGCGGCGGGCAAUGUCAGCUCUAUCCCUUCAAGGAUAUGCUCCGCAGGCAUCCGAAGAGGACAUGCUGAAGCGAGAUCUGCCCGCCAUCCACUCCGUUAUGAACAGCCAGAAAUCCUCUAUGGACGAUGUUUCGAUCUCAGGCGAUCCGAAGUGGGGAGGACACUCCCACCACCACGGCAAGCUGGAGAAGAUGGGCAUGAAAGACCUGGAGCUGAAGUUGGCCAAAGAGCUUUUCUUGCAGCGUGCCCCUAGCAACGGCUGCCCGUUGUUGGGCAAAGAGGCUGGCACCUCUUCUGACAACAUGUUCUUGCGACGUCAAGGCUCCAAGAAGUUAGAGAACAAAGUGGACAAGCCGUCGGACGCCGCAGCUGUCCUGCCGGUGGUACCAGCCGCCAUGGACAGCCAGGUCCAAGAGCCCAACAGCCAAGCUCCAGUGCUUCCACCGCUCCAGCCUCGUGCGCAUAGCAACCGGAGCAACAAGAGCGACAAGGACGGCAUGGACCCUCCUGGUGCAUUGCCGCAGAAGGCCAUAGAAUCGCGGGACAUGGAACUGACCAUGCAGGGCUCAACAAAGAGUCGCAGUCGCAGCAGUAUAUCCGACUUGGACAAAAAAGGCUUUGCGCCUGCAUUUGGACCACCCCUUGAAGAGCAUUGCGAGUCCUCCAGUUCAGGCAGUGAGGAUAGCCAGCCACUGCCAAGAAUGGACUCCAACGUUUUUCUCCGAACGGAAAAUGAUGCGUUCAAGCGGAACAUCACGGCUGGAAGGUCCAAGCGUGACACCUGCCAGCUCCGCGAUGAGAAGAACGAAGAGCUGAUCCGGGCUACCAUAAAGUCAGUUCCUGGUUUCACUGCCACGGAUCCUACGGUGGCGCCUAUCUUGGAUGUUGACAUCUCCGAAGAGGAAGAGCGCCCAAAAUGGACAUGUCUUGCAAAGGUUGGCAAUGGUGCUGUGAAGGUAUUGUCCUUGAUCAACUGCUCGGACUCCAUCAGCGAAUCCCGGAUCACAACGGCGCUCUUUCACAUGGUCCUGAUGCUCGCAUCGAUUUUGGUGCUGAGCUGGGAUGUGGGAGUGAUCAUUGCAGACAAAAUGAGCGCCGACAUGAGCUUGAGGGCAAACCUCUUCUAUGAUGCGGGCUUCGCUUUGGGAGCAUUCCUCUGCCUGAUCUGCUGUGGAUGCUUGUGGAUGCGCACCUCCGUAGCCGAAUGCGAAGCAAUGCUGGAUGCGUUUGCGGAUGCGAGAGAGCUGAAGGAGGACUGGCAGUCCGCUUGCCGCCGCGAUGCCUUUCAGGUAAUUAGCUUCUGGCUGCUUGCGACGGGCGAGCGAGCGCGUGAGAUUGUCAUGCACAUGCCUGAGGAUUCGCUGUCCUCGGAGAUCCUGCUGACAUACUUGUCGAGCGUGGUGUGCUUUGCAGUGUCGACUGGCAUCUUGCUGGCGUGCCUGUUUCGGAUUCUUCGACUCUGCCGCGGCUUCUACAUCAUGAUAGAUGACUUCUCAUUCCAGUUGGUGUCGUCAUCAGACCUGGGCGCAGCUGAGCAGGAGUGGAACCUUCUGCAAGCACUUCUCCGCAGGAGCUGCAGCUCGCUGCAGUUUCUAUGGAUCGUGCUGCAGAGCACCAUUGCCGUUGCAUUGAUCCUCGGCUUGGAUGAUUUCCAUCGCUCAGGCGCCGAAGUGGCGAUCUCAGGAGUCAUUGUCCUGCUUGGACUGGCGCAGAUGUUCCUGCAUGCGGCGAGUGUGACUGAUCACUGUGAGCGCCUGCCAUCCUUCGUCAACUCGCUUGGCUUCGGACGUGAGCUUGAUGCAGACCGCAUGUAUCUGGUGGAGUACAUGUUCUACAGUCAAGCUGGGUUCUACGUUUUUGAGGUGCGACUGACGAGGGACAUGGUGUUGAAAGCCUUCUACAUCUGCGCGGUGGGGGUGUUCUACUUCGUCACCAAGGUGAUGUCUGGGUCAGGACUGUGA